CACAGGAGAAGUUGAAGUGUAAAGCUUCGGUGAUCUAUGACGAGAAUACUGGAACACUGGUUAAAGUUAACGACAACCAUAAUCAUGAACCGCCAGAGUACUUUUGUGACAAAGCAGUCUUAUUCAUAAUCACGAACGCCGGAAAGAAAUUGGUGAUGCGCAAUAAUUUUACGUACCGCAAACAUUGCGAGUUGAAGUCUGGUGUGAGGUUGCAGUGUACCUCGAGUGUCUCGAAGCGUUGCAAUGCCUACCUCAUCGUGAAUGCUCUAGGAAAAGUGGUGAAGUCCAACGAAGUCCACACACACCUCGCAGCUAAUUAUCACCGCACUGCCACUGGCGCGUACGUUAAGAUUUAAAGGUAUAUUAUUACUUCGGCCAUAUUGCUCGCAGAGUCAAGAAAACUUAAGAAGAAUUACUGAUAGUGAGCUUAGAAAACAAAAAAAAUGUGAAGACCGAAUACCAAAUGUAUAAUAGGUGCAGGGAGCUUAGAAACUAAAAGAUCUAAAGCUUCAAUACUUUAUAAUAACAGUUAGCAAUGGGUAAGAAAGCAAAAGAUCUUAAAGAAUACUAAAACGAUGCUCAGAUCAAGUAUCGGGAAAACAAUAGAAGCCUAGCCAAGAAGAAGUACACCAGGUAACGAUUGUAACAAAUGGAGGCAGUAAGAGUACAUUGAUGCUUUAAGAUGGAGCCAAGAUCAGCAAUGUAAGAUGGAGCCAAGAUCAGCAAUGAGAACAUGAUAAAAAGUACUACUGCGAGGGUGGAGUGUCAAGAGUUUCUAAAUCAUCUUUCUUGUACUUGAAGGUUUCAGUACUGAUUUACCGAAUGACGGCUCAUCAUAUUCUCCGAAGUAAAGAGGGCAGAAUGUAAAGUUAUUUUAAAUUGAUGUUCGGCUUUCUUUUUUGAGGUGAUGCCUAAAAGAAUGGGUUCCCAAUUUUAUGUUUUUUGUGUGUAUAUAUCACACAAUAUCUUCUUUCCUUACUCUAAAUCUAUUUUAUUAUAAAUUAUUAUUUAUAUUUAUAUAUUCAUAUCCACAGAUCUUUUAAUUUUAAAUUUCGUUGUCGUGUUUUGUUGAAUGUUUUUUGUGUGUAUAUAUCACACAAUAUCUUCUUCCUUUACUCCAAAUCUAUUCUAUUAUAAAUUAUGAUUUAUAUUUAUACAUUCAUAUCUAUAGAUCUUUUAAUUUUAUAUUUCUUUGUCGUGUUUUGUUGAAUGUCUUUUUUGUGUAUAUAUCACACAAUAUCUUCUUCCCUUACUCCAAAUCUAUUUUAUUAUAAAUUAUGAUUUAUAUUUAUACAUUCAUAUCUAUAGAUCUUUUAAUUUUAUAUUUCUUUGUCGUGUUUUGUUGAAUGUCUUUUGUGUGUAUAUAUCACACAAUAUCUUCUUCCCUUACUCCAAAUCUAUUCUAUUAUAAAUUAUGAUUUAUAUUUAUACAUUCAUAUCUAUAGACCUUUUAAUUUUAUAUUUCUUUGUCGUGUUUUGUUGAAUGUCUUUUGUGUGUAUAUAUCACACAAUAUCUUCUUCCCUUACUCCAAAUCUAUUCUAUUAUAAAUUAUUAUUUAUAUUUAUACAUUCAUAUCCACAGAUCAUUUAAUUUUGAAUUUCUUUGCCAUCUUAAAGAUCUGAUGAUAAUAAAUCCAAAUAGCUUCGAAGAGUCCAUAAAUUGUAAUAAAUAUUUUAAUGUAUAAUAAUUAUUAUAUCAAUUAUUGUUAAAUGUUUAUUAAUAUAAUAAAUGCUUGUUUACUGUCGUCGAAAAAUAUUGUAUGAAAUUAAAAAUAUCCUUCUAUGCGUAAUUGCGUAAUUUUUUUAAAUAUAUAAUUACUGAUUAAUUUCAGUUAUUGACUGCCCACUGCUGAAAUAUAUUCUUCUUCUAGCCCUUCCCAUAGAUUGCCACAAGAACUGGCUCUAAACCAUUCGCCAUUCGAUGUUAAAAUGGUUAAGAUAGCUUUACGGCUUUGAAUAUUUCCUUUUAGGCCAUCUUUAAUAUCUAUUACUCUUAUUGAAAUGAAAAUUCUAAUGAUAAUAUUAAUUAAUAUUAUAUUAAUAAUUAUUAUAUAUUAAUUAUUAAUAAUUAUUAAUUAAUUAUUAUAUAAACCAUAAUGUAUCACCAACCAUUACUAAUAUAAACGUUUCGAGGUUUAUAUUAGAGAUAAAAUAUUCGGUAACACAAUAUCUGGCCAAAUACUAGAUUUAAAAAAAAAUAUUAUAAUAUAUUAAAAUUAUAAAUGAAUCGUUGUAAGGCAAAUCCUUACUAAUAGUAUAAAUGUGAAAGUGAGUUUGUUACCUUAUUAACUCCUUAACGGCUUAAUCAAUUAUUAUGAAAUUUGAUGUAAACAGAAUAUGGGAGUAGCAUAUAGGCUAUUUUUUAUUCCAGACAGUAAAUAUCGGUCAUGUGGAGGAAGUCGAGGAUAAAAGUUAGUAUUAACCCUUAAAAGCCUGAUUUUUUAAAUCAAAUUCAUAAAUAUAUUACCUAUAUACCUUUUACUGUGUUUACUAAUUGGGAAAAAUAGUAAAAAAAAUCAAAAGGAUAUUUUUAUAUAUUUAUUUAAAAAAAAACAUUUGGUAACAUGUAAACAGCCAAAUAUAUAAAAUAAAAUCGAUUGUAGGCGUCUAAUGCGACUUAUAACCCCGGUAUCAAAUUUGAAACUUCAGGUAUUUAAGGGUUAAAAGAAUAAAGGCUGACGAAUCCAUUGGUUUUGUGUAAAUAGACUUCGGUAAUCAUUUACUGUCAGGUGAACCGCAAGCUAAUAUAGCUGAUAAUUAUGAUUUCUUUUAUUUUAAAGUAAAAGAAGAAAAUAUAGAGAACACUUAAAAAAUAACCUUUAAUGAAAAGUGGCUUUCAAAAGGCGGUUUAUAUUAGCGAUUACGUCGCCAUUGAACUGAACUGAUUUUCACAAAAUUGGUUCAGGAUUGGCCGGUAUCGGAAUAAAUGACUAUCCCUUUCAUCUCUGGUUUAUACAACGACUAGCUUUUUCCCGCAACUUUGUUCACGUGACCGGACAUGUUCACUUACUCUGGAAUAAAGAAAAUUAUAAGUAAGUACUGAUUUGAUUUGAUUUGCAUCAAGUAAAAUAUUUUUAACUAAAUCACUCGCCACUCGUAUGCACUAUUGAAGCCAUGGACUUAGUAUACUGUACUACGCACUAAAUUGAAGCAGUGCGAAUAAAGCUUAAUAUAACUAACGCUUGGUCUUAAUAUUAUAUAGAUAGAUUAUAUAUUGAGCCUCAAAAACGGAUUAACUUUUUGUCAGCUAAUUGUCAAAUUAACUGACUUGUUUUUUAUUAGUAUUCUACGUACUUAUACAAUGUAUCUUGACGUUUAAUUUUUUAAUCAAUAAAAUUAAUUUUUGUGCAUUAAAAAGGUACAGAAUAUAAUUAAUAAUAUGAGACAAAAUAAAUAUAGAAGUUAUAAAGGAAGCACUUAUAACUAUUUAUCACGUAAAAUUGUAUGAAAAAGUUGACCCGUUUUUCUCGAUGCUUUUGUAUGGAGACACUCUAUUUAUAUAAUCUAAGACUAGGAAUAAUAGUAAUAAUUGAAUCUAGAAGUGUUGAUUUUAGUUUUAAUACGAUAAAUUACUAGCACACCCCGGACAUAAAAAAACGCCACGAUCCGUGAUUGUCACAACUACAUGUAACGUCUGUACAUGUUAAGAUGUGUGCGUGUGUAGUUAGGGAUAGCACGCCCUUCGAUGUAUUUUAUAAUCUCGAUUGAGAUGCGACGUUUAUUCUCUUCAAACCUCAUAAAUAAUAUACCCUAUCCUUCUCUGACAUUGGCGGCUAUUAUAGCGUAGACUAGAGACAUACAUUAGAGUAUGGGAGCUAUAGCGUACUUCAUAGGGGGUGAGGUCAGAUCUCCUUUAUGGGGUAGAUUUACGUUCAGUAGUGGAUAGUUAACGGCUGAAAUGAUGAUGAUGAUAAUGGCGGCAGGAAUGUCUAUACUGUACUACUUCAGUACUAUUAUACUGUGCUGCUAGUUUAGUAUCUACAAAAGGAUAAUAUUAUAAAAAAUAGUUCUUCAUUUACAGCUGCACAUACAUACAUUCAAACAAAUAGUGGGAAAAUACUACUUAUGCUUGACCAGUUCCCAUAUUCCAAGCACCAAAAGUUGGUGGAUGGCGCCCAGAGAUGGCGUUGCACGAUACGUCAUUGUAAAGCUCACGUCAUAACGAAUCGUAAGGGUGUUAUUAUUAAAUGUCAAAAUUCACACGACCAUAAACCGAUGCAGUAUGUAUGCACACAAGGAGGUCUCUAUGUUAGAGUGUCAACUAUGAUUCUUACGAACAAUGGCAAACAUUUAUUAAUGUUCAACCAGUACGUGUACUGCAAGCAUUGCAAUCAGAAACAAGGUAUACGAUGGAAGUGCACAAGGAACGCAUCGCGCAACUGCAAUGCGUAUGUGAUUGUUAAUGACGCGGGUAUAAUUGUUAAAGGAAAAGGCGUUCACACACACGAGCCUCCCAAGUAUCACAGGAAUCUGGACGGGACUUAUAUUAUGUGGUAUGUCUUUUCAGCUAACUUUAUUCAUACGAGUAAGGGCCAUUUGUUCGUAAUGAUAAACGGGUAUACAUUUGGAAAACAUUACAAGAUAAGGACAGGAAUGCGGUGGCAGUGCACACAAAGCCAUUCAAGAGCUUGCAAGGCGUAUAUUGUGUUGGACAGUGGUGAUCGUAUUAUAAAAUCAAUAACUGAACAUUCCCACGACCCCCCGAAGUACCAUUAUUGCCCUAAAAAUAAUAGUUAUACGAGAUUUUAAAUUAAACCAGUAUCAUAUAUUAACACUAAUUACAUUAUAAUUAAAAUUAAUAUUUUAAUAAACUGAUCAAAGUACCUCAACA
Messenger RNA from Galleria mellonella (greater wax moth), 4831 nucleotides. RefSeq lists its product as uncharacterized. Bases 4066 to 4749 code for a protein of 227 amino acids. The transcript is spliced from 4 exons. The record is from RefSeq and is a predicted model, not a curated record. NCBI's taxonomy places the organism in Eukaryota, Metazoa, Arthropoda, Insecta, Lepidoptera, Pyralidae.